Adineta ricciae is the source of this 2199-nucleotide messenger RNA. Lineage: Eukaryota; Metazoa; Rotifera; Eurotatoria; Adinetida; Adinetidae. The record is from the annotation of a GenBank genome assembly.
AUGGAAAUUUCUCGUCACGUCUAUUUUAUUACAUUUGGAGCUUUAGUGACUAUUCUACUCGACUUUUAUGCGAGUUUUUCGAACUAUGCACUCAUUCUCUUGACAUCAAUUCGAGCGUGUGCAAUGAUCAUCGCGUUUUUCUAUCGAGUUAUCUACGAUACUUACGACGCGAAGGUUGAUUCGGACACGAAAAAAUCCUUUUGGAAUCCAUUUAAAAAUCUCUUUGUGGUCAUUGCUGCGAUUGAGCAAGCAUUUGUUAUAUCUUAUCUCAAAUUUUCAUCUGAUCCGUGGACGAUAUUAUUCAUCAUUCAACAAGUAUCGAUGCCAUUGAUUGCGUACUUGUGGAUUCGACGAAUUGAAAGAGAUGAUUUGAGUUUUUUACAAUACGCUUGGAUCGAAAUGUUUAGUUCAAAAAUAAAUGAAGCGUCUUCAGUACAACGAAACGACGAACUUCAAGUUCUCAAGCGUCUCUUUCGCUGCAGUUUAGAAGAUUCCAAAAUAGUCGCUGUCGGAACAAUGUUUCUCUUCGCAGCUUCUUUAGCUGAUGUGUUUGUUCCUUUGUACACCGGACGACUUCUAUCAAGUGUAUCAUUUAAAGAAACAUGGCCAGAAUUUAAAUAUAAUCUAAUUAUGUUUAUAGUUGUUAAUUUCGCUGGAGGGUUUCUCGGAGGAUUUAAAAUGGGCGUGUUUGCUCUGUGUGUAUCUCGGCUAAGCGCGCGUAUAAAAGCAAAACUAUUUGGAGCGUAUCUACGGCAAGAAAUCGGCUUUUUUGAUACAAAUGAAAGUGGAAAAUUAGUCUCUCGUCUCAAUCAUGAUACACAAGUGAUGAGUUCAACUGUGGCGAAUAAUAUCGCAUGUUGUGCCGGCGCAUUAGUUCGAUUUCUCGGUACGGUUAUAAUGAUGAUUAAAUUAAGUAUUCAUUUAACGAUCGCGUGCAUUAUCGGUGCACCGUUGAUCUUGGUUGUUGCAAAACUUUGUGGAAAAAUUCAUCGACGCAUAUCUGAGAAAGUUCAAAGUUUAACAGCAGAUGCAUCGGAUAUUGCUGAUGAAACCAUUCAAACCAUCCGAACAGUGCGGAGUUUCGGAAAUGAAAAUGAAGAAUUAAAGAAAUUCGAACAAAUUCUUCAACAGUCGUAUGAAAUUGCAGUCGUACAAGCUGUUCUAACUGCAGCACAACGAUGGUUUGUCGAUUUGGCUCAGCUAUGUAUGAGUAUCGUUAUGCUUGCAUAUGGUGCUAAGCUUGUACGUGAUAAUUACAUAACUGGACCGGAUCUUCUAGCGUUUAUCAUCUAUCAAUUGACACUUGGUGGAAUUUUAAGUGAUAUUUCUCAGAUUUAUUCAUCGUUAAUGACAGCUGCUGGAUCGAGUCAAUCUGUUUUUGAAUUUGUGGAUCGGCAACCGGUUCAAAAACCCAAUGGAACAUUACAACCAGAAAAUUUACGAGGUGAUAUCGAAUUUCAAAAUGUUUCCUUGGUCUAUCCAGCACGACCGGAUGAAAUUGCUAUUCAAAAUAUAUCGUUUAAGAUCAAAGCUGGUCAAUCCUGUGCUUUUGUCGGACCAUCCGGAUCAGGCAAAUCAACAUGCAUCAAUUUGCUAGAGCGUUUCUACGAUCCAACUGAAGGAAAAAUCUUGAUUGAUGGUCGAGAAAUUCAAGAAUACGAUCAUCAAUAUCUCCAUCAAAAGAUAGCAAUGGUCGGUCAAGAGCCUGUUCUAUUCAAUCGAACAAUUCGAGAAAACAUCAUCUACGCACUGGAUAGUACUGACGAAGACAAAAUUAUUCAAGCUGCAAGUGAUGCCAAUGCACACAUGUUCAUUACUGCAUUAACUAAUGGUUAUCAGACUCGAUGUGGACAACGCGGCGGGCAUUUAUCAGGUGGGCAAAAACAACGCGUUUCCAUUGCUCGUGCGAUUGUUCGCAAGCCGACGAUACUUCUGUUAGACGAAGCUACAUCUGCACUAGACCCCGUCAACGAACGAUUGAUCCAAGACACAUUGUUUUAUAACAAAGAUAAUCAAGAACUACGAACUGUUUUGAUCUCCGCGCAUCGCUUAAGCUCAAUCGAACACUGUGAUCAAAUCUUUGUGAUACACAAAGGUCACUUGAUCGAACAAGGCACACAUGAAGAAUUAAUGACGAUCGAAAACGGAAUCUAUCGCGAACUUGUUCGUCGACAAAAAAUGAAUCUUGACGACGAUUAG